Exophiala spinifera is the source of this 846-nucleotide messenger RNA. RefSeq lists its product as uncharacterized. Bases 1 to 846 code for a protein of 281 amino acids. Gene Ontology annotation, molecular function: threonine-type endopeptidase activity. The transcript is spliced from 3 exons. Gene Ontology annotation, cellular component: proteasome core complex. NCBI's taxonomy places the organism in Eukaryota, Fungi, Ascomycota, Eurotiomycetes, Chaetothyriales, Herpotrichiellaceae. The record is from RefSeq and is a predicted model, not a curated record.
AUGCCCGGCUUCGAUUUCAGCAAUUACAACCGCAAUGCUGCGCUCCAUGUUCGAGGAGUUCCUUUACCAAAAGCGACUAGCACAGGCACAACUAUCGUAGGAUGCAUAUAUGACAAUGGCGUUGUCAUUGCGGCAGACACAAGAGCCACCAGUGGACCUAUCGUCGCCGACAAGAACUGCGAGAAACUCCAUUAUAUCUCCCCCAAUAUCUGGUGCGCAGGUGCCGGUACCGCCGCAGAUACAGAGUUCACGACCGCCCUCAUAUCGUCCAACCUCGAGCUACAUUCUCUAUCCACAGGCCGAACGCCUCGAGUGGUGACCGUGAUGACGCUGCUAAAACAACAUCUGUUCAGGUACCAAGGCCAUAUCGGCGCAUAUCUGGUGGUCGCAGGUGUCGAUCCAACAGGAGUAGGGUUGUUCACAGUUCAUGCACACGGAUCAACAGACAAGCUUCCCUACGUAACGAUGGGUUCUGGCUCAUUGGCUGCAAUGGCGGUGUUUGAGUCGACGUGGAAGAAGAACAUGACCAAGGACGAGGCCGUCAAAAUCUGCUCUGAGGCAAUUCUGGCUGGUAUCUUCAACGAUUUGGGAUCAGGAAGUAACGUGGACGUUUGCGUCAUUGAGAAAGACAAGCCAACGCAGCUGCUGAGGAACUACAUCAAGCCGAAUGAGAGGGUCAAGAAGGAACGGAACUACCGAUUCGCCAGGGGCACGACUGCAGUAUUGAACGAGAAGGUUAUCACGAAAGAGGAUAUCGGGCGUUAUGUGACGGUGCAUGAGAUUGGUAGUGGCAGUGACUCUGACAGUUUGGUUGUGGUGGAGAAGAUGGACGUGGAUGAAGUGUAG